This is a messenger RNA of Amaranthus tricolor (Joseph's coat), 1204 nucleotides long. RefSeq lists its product as uncharacterized. Lineage: Eukaryota; Viridiplantae; Streptophyta; Magnoliopsida; Caryophyllales; Amaranthaceae. The record is from RefSeq and is a predicted model, not a curated record. The transcript is spliced from 5 exons. Bases 404 to 940 code for a protein of 178 amino acids.
GGAUACUCAUAUCUAACCACUAGUACACCAACUUGAUUGAAGUACUACAUACGAGUAAUAAAAUAUUUAUUUAAAAAUAAAUAAAUAAUAGGAAAAAAUUAGAAUUAAAAAGGGUGAGAUAAUGUUUGUCGUGAUCAUCAUCAACGUCGUGAUCAGGAGCUUUUCUGUGUCUCAUACUCUUGCAGUAGCAGAGAGCGCUACCUUUUAACUUCCUGCUACGACUAUUUAACACACCCGUUUUCAUUUCUUGUCUCCCAAUGUGACUAACGUUGAUUUCUUUUCUCUCACCUCUCUUUCUCUCUCCUCAUUCUUCAGCAUUAAUAACCGACCUACACCUCUUCCUCUUACUCCAACAUUAGUAUCUUUGAAGUGUUAAUUUUUUGAAUUCCAGUUUCUUCCAUCAAUGGCGAUUGAUUCCUCUCCGAUGGAUUUUUGCCGCAUUUUAGUUGUCAGCGAUGAUGGAUCAAAUACCGGGAAUUCGCAAUAUGUGGAGCAAUUAGAAAGUCAUGUAUGUGUGGAUGCUUCAGUGAUAUGCCACAAAUCAGUUGAAAUGGAAACUUCAGGCUCAUUUCCUCCUUGCGUAGUGACAGUAGAUAUUGAGAAAGGGGUAGAUGAUGUUUCGCAAAUAGAUCAAGAUACGUGUGGAAGUAUCAAAACUGAGAUUUCAUUAACUAAACCAUUGCGAAGGCAAAAUAGUUUGCUAGCAGGAGGAGAAUCUAUUCCUCCUUUGAUGAAUCACAUCUUAAUGUUGCUCAAGCUUGAUGAUAAAGAAAAGCAAGGAAUAGAUCAGAAGCCGCAAGAUGCUGCUAGUAACCGAUCGCGAAAGUGUAAGCGUGCGGGGUUAUUUGAUUCACGACAGAUUGUUCUUCUGUUCUCUAUUCUGUCAAGUAUGGGGACAAUAGUGCUGAUAUUACUUACACUCAGAGUUAGACAACAGUGACGGCUAUGUUCAUGGCUGACUUGAGAGACUGCCCACCUUUUAUUUAUUUUUUUUUUCACCCUUUUUCGUAUAAAAUUUCGUAAUUUUGUAUUCUCAAGUUUUCAGUCGGAGAUUGCCGUUGUAUGGAUUGUUAGCAUCUCUUGUUUGGGCUUUAUGUCAUGUACAUAACCAAGUUCAAUCACUUAAUAGGAGUUGUCUCGCUUUUUUGAUCACGCAGCGCAAAGAUUCUUUUUGCACAAAUUCUUAUACGAUGUCUUUGAGACG